AAGAUUGACGAGAAUACAAACUCGUGAUCCAUAAACUGUAUGUAGCACACACAGCACCAUCUACAGGACACGACAUAGGACAAAACCUUCUUCAAAAUCAAACAUGGCCACCACUUUCACUCUCAAUACGGGCGCUCAGAUCCCUGCAGUCGGUCUGGGAACCUGGCAAUCAGACCCAGGACAGGUCAAGACGGCGGUGGCUCACGCCUUGAAGUCUGGAUACAGACACAUUGAUGCUGCUUUCGUAUAUGGAAACGAGAACGAGGUGGGUCAGGGCUUGAAGGAGGCCUUCGACUCGGGCAUCAAGAGAGAAGAUGUGUUUGUGACCUCGAAGCUGUGGUGUACAUACCAUCGCAAGCCUGAAGAGUGCCUGGAUGAGAGCUUGAAGAGACUGGGGCUGGCAUAUGUCGACCUCUACCUCGUCCACUGGCCAGUGCCAAUGAACCCCAAUGGCAACGACCCGCUCUUCCCGAAGCUGCCAGACGGAUCCCGAGACCUCGACCAUGAGUGGUCUCAUGUAGAGACGUGGAAGAAGAUGGAGGCUCUGCUCAAGACGGGCAAAGUCAAGGCAAUUGGUGUCUCCAACUACUCCGUCCCGUUCCUCAAGGAGCUGCUAGAGAAAGCCGAGAUUACACCUGCCGCCAACCAGAUCGAAAACCACCCGUACCUCCCACAGCAGGAGAUUGCCGACUUCUGUAAAGAGAAGGGCAUCCUGAUCGAGGCAUACUCCCCACUGGGCAGCACUGGUAGCCCACUGUUCAAGGAAGAUGGCAUUCAGAAGCUUGCAAAGAAGCAUGGCGUCGGAGAAGGCACCAUCCUCAUCAGUUACCAGGUCAGCAUCGGCCACGUCGUCCUGCCCAAGUCUGUCACGCCACAGCGAAUCGAGGACAACUUGAAGACUGUGCAACUCGACUCGGACGACCUGGCCGCAUUAGCAGCCAUUCACAAAGAAAAGGGCAUCACGAGAUUCGUGUACCCUGCUUUUGGCGUGAACAUGGGCUUCCCAGACAAGCAGUAGACCAGUGAGUGGCCUAUAGACAUAGAGUGUAGUCUACCACAAGACUGCCAGUCAUGCAAUAAAAAAAAGCGAGCAAUUUCC
Sphaerulina musiva SO2202 is the source of this 1099-nucleotide messenger RNA. RefSeq names its product Aldo/keto reductase. The transcript is spliced from 4 exons. Bases 104 to 1018 code for a protein of 304 amino acids. Gene Ontology annotation, molecular function: aldose reductase (NADPH) activity. NCBI's taxonomy places the organism in Eukaryota, Fungi, Ascomycota, Dothideomycetes, Mycosphaerellales, Mycosphaerellaceae. The record is from RefSeq and is a predicted model, not a curated record. Gene Ontology annotation, cellular component: cytosol.